Messenger RNA from Cornus florida, 579 nucleotides. Its product is annotated as receptor homology region, transmembrane domain- and RING domain-containing protein 6-like. Gene Ontology annotation, molecular function: ubiquitin protein ligase activity. The coding region runs from base 1 to 579 and encodes 192 amino acids. The transcript is spliced from 4 exons. NCBI's taxonomy places the organism in Eukaryota, Viridiplantae, Streptophyta, Magnoliopsida, Cornales, Cornaceae. The record is from RefSeq and is a predicted model, not a curated record.
AUGGGUAAAUGUUGGCACCAAACCUUUGUUAACGUGAAGCUGGUUGUGGCAAAGAAAAGGCCUCAGGGGACUUCUAAUCUCAGCUACGCCUUCUACGGUGGCUCACGAACAGAGCUUGCCAAUAUCAUAGUUAAUGAAUUUUCAAAAUGUUCAGAACCUGAAAAUGGAGUGGUGCUUGGAUCUGGUGUUUAUUUGUCUCCGGUGAACUAUUCGAUUGACAGUAUUCACAUUGUGACGAUCAAUUUAUGUAACAAUGUGUUAUCGGCUGUGCCUGACGAAAAUGGUCUGAGACAUGUGGGUGGUGAUAUUGGGCGAUUCGGAACUGGUUCAACCCGGUCCUCUGAGGAUCCCUUCAAGUACUAUAUCAUCACGAAUGAAGUCUCUCGUGUCCCUGCUAUCCACUGUGCUGCCAAAGUACCUCAAGUGCUGGAAGAAUAUGCAUUUGGAGAUGAAGUGGGGAGACUGGGAUGUGAGCAUGCAUUUCAUAUGGUCUGCGUACACCAAUGGCUGCAGCUGAAGAAUUGGUGCCCAAUCUGCAAGGCUUCAGCAACACCCUCACAAUCACCCUUGACAGUAUAG